Messenger RNA from Cylindrotheca closterium, 732 nucleotides. The record is from the annotation of a GenBank genome assembly. Lineage: Eukaryota; Bacillariophyta; Bacillariophyceae; Bacillariales; Bacillariaceae.
AUGAGUGCCAUGGAACACCUUGCCGCACCCGCUCCGGAAGUUGAAGUUGCCGAAGCAGAUAGAGCCAUCCCAUCUGCGUCAUUUGAAGUCGCCCCUGUUACUCCUUGUGAAGAUGCCUCAGUCCAAUCCGUUAGGAGUGUGGAACCAGCCAUGACUGUCGAUGAUCCCAAAAAGCUUGCACCCCCGAUGUCAAAAGAAGAAGCAUCGCAUCUCUCUGUUAAAGCUCUGAGGCGUUCUGGUAUUGAAUUCGAGUCCAAGGCUGCUGUUAUUCAAGGAGGAGUGAAAAAGGAUAUCUUUCGAAAAUGUUUACCACUUUUCUUUGACGAAAGGGACUUCGUUUCUUACGGAGAGGUAGUUCGAUAUAUGUUUAUCAAGAACAACUGUAUUCUUGUGUACACAGAUGACACAUCUCCCUUUCCCCUGUAUGCGAUUCAAAUUUCAGACGUUACAGUGGAACAAGAAGAUCCAAGAAAGCCCGACAAAUAUUCUUUUACUGUGUCUCCUCAACCGAACACAAACAAGCCUGCAGAAAACAUGUUGACGUUUAUAUUGAGGGACAAAGUAAAGCGAAAGAUUGCAUACCAAGUGACAUUCGAUACAACUAAUGACAAGAGUCUUGGGAAAAUGUUCAUGGAUUUGUUCCAACGGAACGCAAAAAAAUAUGGCGACGAAGUAAUUACUGCUUCGGUUGUAGGUUCAAACUCGAAGAUUGCAAAGAAUCCAAAGCCUUAG